This is a messenger RNA of Cinara cedri, 842 nucleotides long. The record is from the annotation of a GenBank genome assembly. NCBI's taxonomy places the organism in Eukaryota, Metazoa, Arthropoda, Insecta, Hemiptera, Aphididae.
AUGAAUUUCUCUAAAGACUAUACACACCUUGAUGAAAUGGGAAGAAGUUGUAAAGCUAUUUUGGUAGGUAAUCUUCACCCAAAAGUGUCCUUCAGUAAUAUAGUCGAACUAUUUUAUCAGGUAAAAACAAAAUAUUUCUGAGGAUCAUAAUAAUAUUUGUAAUUCAGUUUUUUAUUUAUGUAAUAUUGGUUGUUAUAAAGGUGGGGCCAAUUGAAUUUGUUGAAUUUCCAUUUUAUGACAGUGGAUUAUGUAAAACAUUUGCUUGUGUGGUAUUCAAACAUUUGAGUUCUGUGGAAGAUAGUAUUAAAUUAUUUUGCAAUACAAAAUUAUAUGGAACACCCAUCAUAACAGUAAAUUACUCCGAACAUUGUAAAGAUAUUGCAUCACAUAAGAAACCCGAAUAUUUAAAGCAACUUAGCAGCAUAAAUAGAAGGAGACGGAAUAACCGAAAUUUUGUUAAAAGGAAUAAUCCACAAACUUUGCCUGAAUUUCCUACUCAAAAUUGUAACUCAAGUUAUAAAAAUGAACAUAAUUUCAUUAAUAAAAUAUAUCACAGACGUAGAGGUUAUCGAAAAUUAAACUAUAACAGAAAACUUGACUCAAUGAAAAUAUUUACCAACCAUCAGGAUUUGGAUCGUCAUCAAAAUAAUGAUAGAAAUUUAUGUCGCAAUCAAAAUUAUGAACAUACACAUCGAGAUUCUAAUAAAAAUCAAGAUAAAUGGCCAGUCAGCGAUCUAAGACAUACUUUAAAUCACCAUAAGAAUAGGCCAUCAGAAAGAAAUCUCAAAAACAAUAACACUAGUGAUGAUUUCUCCAAUAAGAUAUCACGAAAAAAUUAUUAA